Messenger RNA from Porites evermanni, 7166 nucleotides. The record is from the annotation of a GenBank genome assembly. Lineage: Eukaryota; Metazoa; Cnidaria; Anthozoa; Scleractinia; Poritidae.
AUGGCAGAGAAUCCAGAGGACACUGGACAUGAUGGUGGGACAACACCCCCAGCAGAAGAAACAACAGGAUUUGAUGAUGACACAAAAAGAGGUGAGAGGAAGAAAGAUGGUGAUGUCAACUGAUAAUCCGCAGAACAUACGGUUUUUCUUGGUCUUUUUUAAACACAGUCUUGAGUAACAUCCUCUUCCCUACAAGAGCUAUUCCUUCUAGAGGCAUAGCUAGGACUUUUUUACAGAGGAAAAGUGACCUUCUCGGAUGUGCGGUGUGCAUGGUGGGACGGACUCCCUGCAAAAUGUCCUCUUUUCAUCCCAAGUUUUCUCUUCUCUCUCUCUCUGAUUUAAGUUGUAAAUGAUUGGAAGGAUGAAUAUAAAGAAAUACAAAUAAAAUGUUACAAGUAAAUGAAAGGCAUGACUUUGAACCUCUUACCGAAGGCCUGGAUUCUAUAUCCCAUAAUACAACGACCAGAGGUUCUAUAUAUGUUAGCUAUCUUUUUUGUGUAUGUAAAAUGGCUUUAUUAUCCUUAUUCUAAUGCAGCAAUAGCAGAAGUGUUCAAGAUAGACGGCGACCAGGCAUGCGAGAACAAAGAUUUUAUUGAAGCGGUACGGCUUUAUAAAGAGGCACUUAAUGUUCAAUGCAAGGAUGACAGUUUGAAUACUGAGCUGAAGAAAGGUGAGCAAAAGACAUCACGUUUGUAAACGCUACCCUCCAUGUGACCGCGGAAACAAACAAUUGCGUAAUCGCUACCAUACUACCACUAGCACUAGCAACACAAGCUACAGCUACUGCUAACUCUUUUGCUGCUUCUGCCGCUGCCACUACAACCACCACCACCGCCAUUACCUCUGUAACUACCAUUCCAGUACCACUACCACAAGCAGUACCGCCACCACCACCCCACCACCUCUAUUAGGGCAGUCCCGAUUGCGCUGGGCACUUUUUCGAGUUUGGAGCACUAUUGUACAUUUCCAUCACUCUUGAGCACUGUAAUGACUUUUGACCAGAAUCUGAACAUUAUUUUGCUAUUUGGGCAACAUCUAAGCACUUUUUUUUUUUGCAAUUUUCGGCAUGUGUGUCAUGCGAUAUUUGUCUUCGAAACGUUUUCAGUGAACCGAAUACCUUAUAUUACAUGAAAUUUUCGCGAAUUUCGAGAUACCAAAAAAUCGCGAAAUUAAAGUGACGCGAACAAUGAGUGCCGCGAACAUAACGUGAACCGAAAAUUAAGUGUUGAGUGACUCACAUUUCCGGGGGGAUAUUUCCUUAUAAGAGGCUAAUGGGGAUGUGCCGAUGGAUGGGAUCGCAUUUUCACGACCGGAUUGACUAUAAUGGGGUCGCAUUUUCAAUAGAGUUACUAGAAUGAAGUCACACAUUCUCGGAUUUUUGAGGUAAGAAAGUUCAUUAUAUUUAUGGUAAGCAAACGUACCAGAAUGUGGUACUCUAGGUGAAAAGUAAAGUGUUCUUCAUUCAAUUUAAAAAAAUGGGUCAAAAUGGUGUUUCACUUCUAGUUCGGAAAAGUUAAGAAAAUAGAGGGUUAAAGCUUUGAUAAAACUAAGAAUAUUUAUGAACAUUUGCUGGGAAAUAAUUAAAACCUACGAGCAACUUUCGAACACUAUCUCGAAAUUUCAAGCACUUUUUCAAAAAUUCGCGUACUACUCGAGCACUUUUUUUGCCAUGUUUUGAGCACUUUUGACGAAUUUUCCAGCGCAAUGGGGACAUGCCUCAGCAUGCCUAACCACUAUCACUACUACUACCAAGACCACUACCACCACCACUACCAUCUAACCCUAACCCCAGCCCCUACCACUGACAUUGCCAACAACAUUCCCAAUCCGACUCUUGCACCCACUAUCACCACUUCCUUCGCCACUAGCACCACCGCUAGCGCUUGCAUUAGCACUACCGCUACCGCUACCGCUACCAUUGCCCCUACCACCACCUCCUCCACCAGUACCACUACCGCUACGACUGCAGCUUUAAAUCCGAAGGUGACAGUAAUAGAGCCUUUAGAGAUCUAGCCUAUCCUACCAAAUCUGCCUUUGAUGUUAUUUUCGUACAGAUGCAUCAGAUGCGGAUCCUUUUCAUUCUCUAGUGUUUAAAAGUACGCAAGUUAUCGAGAAUUUAUCACUUACCUGUGGAAUCCUGAAAAACUUUGCUUGGGGAAUCCGGAAUUCCUGGGCUUUCAAAUCCGCAAUCCCACUAAUCCAGAAUCGACGAGACAGAGCACUGAAAUCCCGUACUUGAAAUCUGGAAUCCACGGCGUGGCAUCUAGAAUCCCAGACUGUCUUGAAAUCCCUUCUUUGGGGCGAGGCACUACACACGAUACCCAGUCACAAAUGGACUGGGCAAAUAGACCAUCCCUCCAACAAACAAAUCUUACAAACACAACCAGGGUAAAGGGCAUUCCCAUUCGAAGAUGGAUUUGAGCUAAUUUUGUGUACUUGUGCAAUCAAUUCUUUUUAAUCAGCUCUAGCAGACGCUUACAAGAAUGAAGGCAAUAACGCGCACAAAAGGAAAGACUACCCAGCCGCUGUACAGUUCUACUCAGAAGGACUUCAAGUGAACUGUGACGAUGACGAGCUGAAUGCUAAACUCUACAGCAACAGGGCAACGGCUUAUUUCAAUCAGAGUAAGAUGUAAAGCCAGCUUAAUUAAAAACAAUUCUUGUCAGAUGUAUCUGUUGCACCGUUUUGAUAAUUAAUUACUGAAACAGAUUCCAAUUUUCGUAACUAAUGAAUUAUUAGAUUUACUGAUAUUUUUUGCAAGUUAUAUAUAUCAAGAAAAGUAAUAAGAGCAUUUUCUUGUCUCAAGUAUGUCUAUGGUGAUUGAUGUUUCCAUGCUUCUUGGGUAUUUGCUGACUUCCUAUUAUCCCCCCUCAGGCUAGGCUAAGCGCGCACAAAGAAAGCCUCGCAAGCGAAUUUACCAAAUUUAAUUAAUGUCUCUUGUCCUUUUCAUGGUUUCAGAAAAUUAUGAAGAAACGCUAAUUGACGUGCAAAUUGCCGUUGACUUGCAGCCAACCUAUACUAAAGCCAUGGAAAGAGGUAGGUACAGUUUCCCAUCCCUUCGCUGGCUUCCUUUCCUUCGUGGGGAAACCGUAGGUGGAAGGAGCGCAGAAAUUGCAAACUGAUCACAAGUCGCUACUCAGAACUGAGUAGUGCUUUUGAUUGGUUGAAGGAAAUUUCCCUUGCGGAACGACCAGUCAGAAGUUCGUAGCCAAAUCUUGGUAGUGUCACUUCAUCUGUAUAGAAUUCUGCGUAUGCGUUCAUUCCUCGGACGUCAUUUCGAAGGUGAAAUUGCAAAGGUUGGGUAGGGAUUAAGAGAGAUGGGUUUUGGUUCCAGUUAACGGGACUUUUGAAAUAGAGAGGAAUCGAGAAAGCGGGAACAAACUAUAUAGCAAAAUAAAAAUGAUAAGCUUUUACAUCUGUUUAUUUGUUGUUUUGUUUGGUCGAUGUAGUUGUUGUUGUGGGUCUUUUAACGCUAAUUUUUUGGUUUCAGGAGCAAAUGCCUGUUUGCAACUUGGUUUAUAUGGAGAAGCCAUUAAUUGGUGCGAUAAAGGAUUGGCAGUAUCCUAUUGAAUUAUUCCGUUAACGUCUUUCCCAUGCACAUGCGUUUUUGUAUACAUAUAUACAUAUAUAUAUAUAUAUAUAUAUAUAUAUAUAUAUAUAUAUAUAUAUAUUUUUUUUUUUUUUUUUUUUAUAUAGAAGAUAUUAAUUUGUGAGAUAAAGGAUUGGCAAUAUUAUAUUAUAUUAUUUCUUUAAUGUCUUUCCCAUACACAUUCGUUUUUGUAUAUAUAUAUAUAUAUAUAUAUAUAUAUAUAUAUAUAUAUAUAUAUAUAUAUAUAUAUUUUUUUUUUUUCAAAAAGCUGUUUAGCCAAAGCUACUCUUGUCAGUGGCUGUUUAAAUAUUUACCGUAUUUAUUCGAAUAAGCGCCCAACCUCGAACUAGCGCCCACCUCGAAUAAGCGUCCACCCCUCCCCCUCCCGCUCAAACUCAAAUUGCGGGUGAAAUUGAAAUUAAAUAAGUACUAAUAAGAGACUUCCCCGAAGGCGGAGUUUUCUUCAUAGUAUUUCACAAAAACCUUGCUUUGUUACAUCUUAGCGUUUUGUUAUUACCACUUGUCGUUUUGUUCCCAAAUAUACAUACUACACUUGCUGAACAUGGUGAUAAGCGCCCACUCUCAAGGUCCAAAAAUUUAUUGAGUGCUCAGGGCAGUUAAUCGAAUAAAUAUGGUAAUACACAUUUUGGCAACUCUGUCGGGCAUUGGGUUGCUAUGGUUACAAGGUAUAGCGUCAAAAAUAACACUAUGUAAGAGCAUUUUCCCGAAAAAAUGCACGUUUUUUACAAUUUUUGGUAAAUAACGUACAGAGCAAUUCCAAAACCCAAUAAUGUUUAAUAAUAACUUUUUUACACCUACUCAAUGAAAAGUUUCUAGACUGUUGGUAUAAAUGUGAAUUUUCAGAAAAGCCACGAUGGUAGCUUAGAAAGCAACCAAGAUGGCGACCAUUUUGAAUGACGUUAAAACCCCCAUCUUAUUGCGCUAGUCGUAGGCUAUCCAGUGACCUUUAAUCUUUGUAUAAUAUUUAAUCAAGGCCAAAAGCCAGGGAAGGAGCUCCUACUACCCGCUUCCCUGCCAUUUUGUACCAUGAUGAGAGUAUUGGUCUAUUUGUAGUUUUUAGACUUAAUUAAGCAUAUAGUUGUUUAAAUUUAACUAAAAAAGAUCGACAAGGAAAACAAGACUCUUUCUGAAUUGAGGAGCAAGACUAUUGCGGAAAGAGACAAACCAAAGGUAUUUUAAUCGUUCAAAAUGCAGUACCAAUUGCACUGAUACUACGAUAAGAAGAGGAAAUCAUGCGCAGUAUAGACAUCCCGAGUGGUGUAAAACCAGCCUAGUCCCUAGGCGUUUUCUCUUGACCCGUUGUCCGCUCGAAGUCUGGGAAAGAGUGGGCGAGUUUCUCUCGGUGACGUCACAGCUCACGGUAGAGUCCAGGAUUGACGGGGCCAAGAACGCACAGGGACUGGGCUGGUUUAAAACCAUUGGCUAUCACUAAUAGAGAUCCGAAUUCCAUAAAAACAAUACAAAGUUUGCCUCGUAACUUUGGAUCAGGUUAGGUUUCUGGGAAACUACCCACCUACCCCUCCCCUAAGCUAACAUUCACUUACUUCUCGUUUAGGGCAAAAUGUUAAUUUAGGGGAGGCGUAGGUGGGCAGGUUCCCAGAAACCUAACUUGAUCCAUUGUUUUCUACCCAUUAGUACUUAAACUACUUACUUGCCAAAUUUUCAGGAACAAAUGACGAGGGAUUUCCCUGGGGGAUUUUCUGCGCCUGGAGGAAGUUUUGCUGGAAUCCCUGGACUUGCAGGAGGUUUCCCUGCUGGCACCAGUGGAGGAGGGAUGUCUGCGGAGGCAAUACUUGGAGGUAGUAGAGAGCAUUUGGAAUUUACAUCUGGAGCAGGGUUGUUACGGCCUAAUUUUCUUCCACACACAAGCAUAUCCAUACCUCUGCCAUGGGACAAAGUGUAAAUAUGGGCACUAAGAGUCUAAGUUUGAAACAUUUGAGGAUGGCGCUAAAUUUAGAAAUUUCCUUGCUCAAAGUGCCAAAUUUGUAAUCAUUUUAAAUAUCUUUUACUAUAUUGUGGUCGCCUACUCAGUAGUCGAAAGAUGAUGAUGUUGAUGGUGAUGACGAUGAUGGUAGUGGUGAUGGUGCUCCUGAUGAUGAUGAUGAUUCUGGAUGAUGGUGGCGAUGAUGAUGAUGAUGAUGAUGACGAUAAUAAUGAUGAUGAUGAUGUUGCUGGUGCUGUUGAUGAUGCUGGUGAUAAUUAUGAUGCAUGAUGAUAAUGAUGACCAUGCUUAUGAUGAUGAGGAUGAUGAUGAUGCGAUUAAGGAAAUUAAAUCUUACUCCCGAUCCUAAGUCUGUAUGCAAUAAUGCUGUGGACUGCAAACUUUGCCUUAUCUUGUGUAUAAUAGUUUAUUUCUUUCGAUUCAAUUGUGUUAUAUCAUUGACCAUUUCUAGGAGGUGAAACACCCAUUCUGAACGACUUACUGAGUGACAAAGAAUUGGUCGCAGCAUUCCAGGUUAGUUCAUGAUCAGUAUUGUACAUAAUACAAAACGAAUUCAGUUAGUAAUAUAACUGGAGCCGUUGUUUGUGUCCGCACGCAACCCAGGCAACUUUACAAGGGUCUGAUCGACAAUAAAAGGUACAAUCCUCGUCACAUUAAGUUGGGACAUUUCGUGCAAUACCCAUAUUCCGACAAAAAGUUGUGCUCCUUCCCUCCCAGUGUUUAAUUUUUUUGCUUCUGUGAUGCCAACUCGCAGAAAUCAACACUGAGGAGGCAGAAAAAAUGACUACUGUCCUAACUAAUAUGACGAGUAUUGUAUAGCUUUAAUUAAAAGAUCAGCCUGUUUGAAAUUCACACAAAAAGCGUAACUUCAAUUCUUCAAUGAACCAAGUGCAGCUCUUGCAGCUGGACUGCCCCAUGUAAGGGACCCCGGAAAUUUGGCCAGUGGAAUCCGGACUCCGGAAAAUUUUGCUUGUGGAAUUCCGGAAUCAUGGGCUUCGGAAUCCGGAAUACUGCUCAAGGAAUCCGGAAUCCAAGUUCUGCUGACAGAGACUGGAAUCCAGUAUUUGGAAUCCUGAAAUACAUGCUUUGGAAUCCAGAGUACCAGAAUGUCUUGGAUUCCUUUACAUGGAGCAAUGGACUGCCACAUGUUACGUAAAUUACCAUCUUAGAUGGAAGCCCUGUUUGUCCUACUACGCUGCAUACUAUACCCAAGCGAGUUGUUUUUGUGCAAUGUGACCGAAGUAGUGGAAAGAGGGUUUUAAUUUUACAAUAGUCCAGUGUUGAUUGUAUCAUAAUUACAAGGAAAAGAAUUGUAGCCGAUAAAUAAGUCAAAAAGUGAAUAAAUUUGAUUUGUCAAUUAAAAUAAUGAUGUUAUUAAGAUGCCGACUAUUUGACUUUCAGGAUCCUGAAACAAUGCAAGCUUUCCAAGAUGUCAGCCAAAACCCGUCGAACCUAUCUAAAUACGGAAACAAACCGAAAUUAAGAACUAUUAUUGAUAAGUUGGACAAGAAAUUUGGUCCCCCGGGAACUGGCCCGCCGCCCGGGAGUGGAAGCGGGUUUUCGGGUGGCUUUUCGGGCGGUAUGCCUUUCGGCAACAUGUUUGGAGGGCCUUAA